AUGACCGACAUGGCCGUCUCGCCCAUCGACACGCCCGUUUCGCCCGUCGAGGACACCAGGCCUGCCAAAAACAGGCAAUUCUCUCUCUACGCCAACCGGAUCAAACCCGACGACCAUAGUUCCAUCGAAGCGCCGCCACUUCCACAGGCCGUGCCUAUUUUGCCUCGCUGGGACUCUCUCCAGAAUGGGCCUCACCUGAUGGCUGUCAGCCCAACCGCCGAGUCUUUCCCCAGAGACGUCUUCUACGACGCUUCAGAAGAGCCAAAACCACCUCUCUCGCCAACCUUUCGAGAAGAAUUCCCUCGCAUGCCAUUUGACGAUCCCCUUCCCUCGCCGGGUCGAAUAGUCUCUGCUCAGUCGUCCACUGCCGACAUGCGCCAAUCCUCAGGUUCCGUCGGCAACUUCUCCAGACCUCGAAAGCCGAGCAUCAAGCAGCUUGUGCAACCCAGGCUUCCCGCACCACGAGAACCCUCACCUCAACUCAACCAAGACCGCGUCGCCUCGCCAUGGCAGCCUCCACGGUCUCGUACUCAGUCCAACGCUUCAGUGAUUUCGACGUAUACUUUUGCUUCUCCACUAGUCGCCAAUACCUUUGACUUAUCCGCACCUCCGUCUCCUCGCCUACGCACCGCUCCCCACUCCAACGGCCCGCCAGUUUCAAUGACAGUACAGGCGCCUAGUAGGCCGCCUUUUGCUACUUAUAGUCGUGCAGACUCGUCCGUCUCGGCGCCUCCAGCACCGGUUGGCGGCUCUGGUGGCGCUCCUUGGGCUGGUGGGGACGAGCUGCGGUCCAGUUUCAGGUCCCAGCUAACAGCCUCCACAGCCCCCGGCACUGCUGUGACCGAGCGCAGCAGCGUCAUGACCAAGGACAGCUCAGUCAGCUCCCUAUACGCCAAUGCAGACGCAGAACCCGACGAGCCCAGCAUCGAAGAUGUCAUGGGCAUGUACGAGAGAGGUUUCAAAGAUGACACGGACGACGAGGGCGACGCCACUGACUCGGACGACUUGCCUCGCAUCUAUCGACAGCUGACCACGCUCUCGGAAACGGGUCCAGCCGUUGCUCGUUUUGAAGACGCUGAUAGUCUCAGCCCUCCCCGCCCUGCUGCCCGCUCUGGCGCCCGCCCUGCACCGACCGCCUUGGAUGCCGAAAUCCGCCAAUCCAAGAUGCUCUUUUCCAAUCCAGCCUUUACAUCAAUGCUGCCUGCUGUUGCCGGCGACAACAUGAAGGAACAAGUCGAGAAGAGAGACUCAGCCAAGUCAAUUGGCUCCGACCCCUCAGUAUCAUCUCGUCCCGCCACAUCCGAUUUCAACGAAAUGCCCGUCUCCCCCAUGACUGACACAGAUUCACAACAAAACUCUGUUUCCCACACACCACCUCCAGCACCCACACCGUCAUAUGCCGAGAUUGAAGAACCUGGCUCACGCGACCGCUACGGCUUCAAGAAGCAGAAUCACUCCAUCACGCGCGAACAGUACGACGACUGGAACAAGAGUUAUUCACCAUACUUGGCCCGUCGCCGCCGCAAAUGGAUCGCUCAUCUCAAAGACAAUUCUCUGAUGACGGACCGGCCCAUCCGCUUUCCCCCGCCCAAUGCAAAAACGAAGCGAUUUGUCCGCAAAGGCUUUCCCCCAGAUUGGCGCGGCGCCGCCUGGUUUUACUAUGCUGGUGGUCCGGCUAUUCUGUCCAAGCACUCCGGGCUGUAUGAGAAGCUGCUUACCGCCCACGCAAAGCAGAUUGAUGUCGACGCCAUUGAGCGAGACCUGCACCGCACAUUUCCUGACAACAUUCAAUUCAAACCCUCACCGACCGGCUAUGACGGGUCGACCUCGAGCAGCGAGCGACAAAGCCAGUCCACGCUGACAAGCGACGAGUCGAGCGAGUGCAGCGCCCGCGCGGUACCCGGCGAGCCCCCCAUUAUUACCUCUUUACGUCGCGUCUUGCACGCAUUUUCCAUUUAUAACCCCCGUAUCGGAUACUGCCAGAGCCUGAAUUUCUUGGCAGGUUUGCUGCUUUUAUUCGUCGAGACGGAGGAGCAAUGCUUUUGGCUCCUCAACGUCAUCACACAUAUUUACCUUCCCGGCACGCACGAGAUGAGCCUGGAAGGCUCCAAAGUGGACCUAGGCGUGCUCAUGGCCGAAAUUCGCGACACAAUGCCCGAGGUUUGGGACCGGAUUGGUGGUGAAUUGGAGGAGCAGACCAAUUUUAAGCCAACGCCCACCCGUUCACUUCGACGACCACUGGGCAAGUCGCGCCAUCGUGGUCAUCCCAGUCUUUCAACAGAUCGCCUACCUCCGAUUACGUUGUGCAUGACGGCGUGGUUCAUGAGCUGUUUUAUUGGCACGCUACCCAUUGAAACAACGCUGCGCGUAUGGGAUGUUUUCUUCUACGAGGGCUCCAAGACGCUAUUUCGGGUGGCCCUGGCCAUUUUCAAACAUGGCGAGGCUGAAAUCAAAUCCAUUUCGGACCCGAUGGAAAUGUUUGGCGUAGUGCAGGCGCUACCGAGAAAGAUGCUGGACGCCAACCUGUUGAUGGAGCAGUGCUUCAAGAGGCGCAACGGGUUCAACCACUUAAAUCAAGACGUGAUUGACGACAAGCGACGAGAGCGGCGGGACAAGGCGAAAAAGGACCGCGAGCAGCACAGUCAGACGGUGAACAACGGCCAGUCAGAAGAGACAGGGACCUGGCUAUCUAUUACUUUACCGAGCACUACCGCGGCGUACCAGAUUAGUACCCUUCGCCUCGCCCACCACGCCCGGCAGCGUGAGGCCCGCCGCGAUCACUGCUCCGCGUGUUGCCUCGCCGCACCCGACAGCAGAGAACCGAGACCCGUGACCGACGGGCCGUCGUGA
Molecule: messenger RNA, 2850 nt
Organism: Cordyceps militaris CM01
Lineage: Eukaryota; Fungi; Ascomycota; Sordariomycetes; Hypocreales; Cordycipitaceae
Product: GTPase activating protein (Gyp3)
Exons: 3
Coding region: 1-2850 (949 amino acids)
Source: RefSeq, a predicted model, not a curated record